Echinostoma caproni is the source of this 720-nucleotide messenger RNA. The record is from the annotation of a GenBank genome assembly. Lineage: Eukaryota; Metazoa; Platyhelminthes; Trematoda; Plagiorchiida; Echinostomatidae.
AUGUAUCGUCAAGGUCGCGGUGCGGUACGCUUAGUCUCACGUGUUUUUUGGGUUGGUUUGUCACCCAGCUUGGGGUGCUGUUACAAAAUGGGCGAGGUUGCUUCCAAUUCACUUCCGUGCAACACAGCUCGUGAAGGCAAAGCGAAUGUUUUGCUUCCCGUUGGAGUUUUCUACAAUCGCGUCCAACAAUUCAAUAGGGAUAUUACAGUUGCUGUUAUCAAGCAUUUCCAAUUGCUGCAUCAGUAUGAAUGGGUUCAACGGGUAAAGAAGAAAAUUGGAGAUGGUAAAUCUGAGGUAUCUCCGGUAUAUCAAGGACUGCAUAUUCUUGAAGCUCUUUCGGCUUCGGGUAUUAGGUCGGUUCGCUUUGCUCUUGAAGUGCCCAGGGUGAAGAAAAUUAUUGCGAACGACCUGGAUCAAAAAGCCGCACAGCUCAUUGCGGAGAACCUAACAAGGAACGAAGUUGAAGGACACGCAGAUGUGACGUUACACAUCUUUGUAUAUGCACAUAUGCUAUGUAUUACCCACUUCAUCCGUUUAACUGCGGACGUAAUCCCCGUAAGACGUUUACACAGCGCGGUUUUUCGUCGGAAUAUCGCUCUCGCGUUUUCCCACAAUGGUAAAUUAAAAUCCCUCACCCGACCAGCAAUAACGCCUUUGCGCGUUAUUCUACGAAACUCAAGAAACGGCCCUUGUUAUUUCUACUUAGAAUUACUAAUCUAA